GAAUCAACCCCGGCUGCUGGUGCUGGAGCUGAUUGAUGAUACUGCGACGCUUUCGGUCGCGCUUUCUGCUUCUGCUGCACCACCCCGACACACUCCUACGCCGUGUUCCGCCUACGCCGUUCCUUCGCAAGUCUCCGCUAGCCAGGUCGGGUAUGAUGCGCCGGACGGAAUUUAGUGCAGGCACGGCAUGGGCAGCAUGUACCUUCCACGUUUCUGACCUAGGUAUGUUCUCACAUCAUCAUCGUGCCUCUCUCUCCUGUGUAUACCACACAACCUUGAAACCCUUUCGUUCCGGCGCGGUGCACCGUCGUCAUCCUUUUUGCAGCCGUAUUCGUUAGUGUCUGGUAGCCCAUCGAUUCGUGUGGGCUGUCCUCUCACACUGCUCGCGCGCACACGUCCACGCUAUCACCACUUGCAACCCACCCACGCCCGCCUGUCCUACUCCUGCUUAUGACUAUAGUCCAAUGUUAUAUACAUAUCCUUUCUGGUUCCCUUUCGCG
Dissoconium aciculare CBS 342.82 is the source of this 500-nucleotide messenger RNA. RefSeq lists its product as uncharacterized. Lineage: Eukaryota; Fungi; Ascomycota; Dothideomycetes; Mycosphaerellales; Dissoconiaceae. The record is from RefSeq and is a predicted model, not a curated record. The transcript has a single exon. Bases 36 to 338 code for a protein of 100 amino acids.